GCCGAACGCGAGAAUGAUGCAGUUGCGCGAGAGAACCGUGCGCAGGUGAUGUGUACCUGCGCGAGCCGCCCGCAUGCACGCGCCCUACGAGUCAUGCAGAAUAAAGUACGAACUAAAGAAGUGUGUGAAGAAGCAAGAUCUCGAUCAGGAAUGUGAGAGUAAGUUAGCUGAAAGACACACACACCUGAUACGCGCAUGCCAUGGGGAACUGCUGGGCUCAAUGUUUUGGGCUCUUUAGAAGAGAAGCAAACCGGAUCCAAAGAGGAGGAGGGUCAAAGUACUUCAAAAGUAGCACAGCUGGGGAACACUACACAAUAGAGUUUGAGAACCUUGUGGAGAGCGAUGAGGGUGAGAGCUCGCAAAGCUGCCCCAGACCUAUCAAUGAUGAAGAGAUUGGCCACCUGAAGGAGCAUCGCUACGGUGCCAUCUCAGACAAACAGGUGCUGAUGGAUGAAAAGCUGAAAGCAGAGUUAGUGGCAGAAGAGGAGAAGUUAAGGCUAGAAGAGGAGGCAAUAUUUGCCGCCCAGCGCGAGGCAGCGCGGCUCGCUAAGGAACGAAAGCUAAAGGAGGGGAAGCAGCCGUCACAUAAGAUGAAACUCAGGACAGAAGCGGAGAGCAAUGAACCUCGACACAAAGCCAAAUUGUCAGACGGAGAGUUUGAUGUGUACCUGCAGGGUGUGAAAGCACAGUCUGAAGCCUUUCGUACUAACAGACUCAGCUCUGAAACGAAUGUGGUGACUCCAAACACUGAGAGCAGCUGGGACUAUACCAGUAAAACUGACGCCACAUCACUGGAUUUGGAGUGGGAGGAUGAGGAAGGAAUGAACAGGAUGGGUCACGCAUGGGAGCGCUCCAAAACGGAGGAGGACAUUUUACGGGCAGCUCUUCGCCCGGGUGGAAAACAGUUGAGCAGCGGUCCUACCUCCACAUCGGAAGACUCAAACGCUCUUGAAUGGGAGAACGAUUUUGUCAGCGCUCAUGCCGAGGACAGCGGUGAUCGUGGUGAUGAGGACUUUGAAGGGUUUGUUAAUCCAGUACUGGACACGCCCACUGAAGAGGCGGAGCAUAAAGUCAACUCUGAUCAACAAGAAAGAUAGUCCGUGUGGGACGUCAGUUAUACUUCAUUUAAAUGCAAGACGUCUAAAACUUGACUCAUGACAUGCAUGAAGGUAAUUCAGAGAGCUUUACAAAGAAAUAAAUCAUUUCUUUACAAUAAGGUUGUAUUUGUUAACAUUACAUGUAGUAGAUGCAUUAACUAACAAGAACAAACAAUGAACAAUAUAGUUUUUCAACAUGUAUUAAUUCUUGUUAAUGUUAGUUAACGUCAAUACAGUUAUUUGUGUUAGUUCAUGUUAGUGCAUUAAGUAAGGAAUAAUUGACGACGGGCUGUCAUAAGGUGGUUAUGCCGUUACACUGCGGGUGUGCAUUAUUUUCAAAUAAUUUAAAGGACCAGAGUCAAUUAUUUCUCUUAUACCACGAUUACCAAAAAUAUUGCUGGUCAUUUUAAAAGUUAUGUGAAAAAUAAUCCACACCCAUGGAACAUUCUCAACCAAUCAGAAUAAAGCAUUCAACAGCCCCGUGGUAUAACUACUGUUAACAGAUGUCUUAGUAAAUGCUGAAAUUAACAUGAACUAAGAUUAAUAAAUGCUGUAGAAUUAUUGUUCAUUGUUAGUUUAUGUUAGCUAAUUCAUUUUUAGCACGGACAUGAUGAAUAUAAAAAAUACAAGGAACAACACACAAAAGAAAUAAAUGACAUGUUGAGGGGAAUCUAAUGAAAACACAUUUAGGUAUUAUUUCAAACCUAAAAUAUUAUUUUUUUAAGGAAAAUGAUGUAUGUCCAAGAUUUUUGUGACAAGAAAACCUAUUUCCCAACAAUUCUCAUUACUGGUCAGUCUAAACCGUUUCCCUCACAGGGCUUAAGUUUAGUCAAGACUAAAAGACAUGUUUUAGCCGUUUUAACUGAAAGCAGCUUGCACUGCAAAAAAUAUCAUUCCCAUUUAUAUUGAUAUAAUUUGUCUCAAGAUGCAGACCAGUAAUGGUUUAGAUAUUUUUGGAAAGGUUGCUAAAUUGUCCUACAACUAAGGCCUAUUCCAGGAUUAGUCCUGGAAAACUGACCCUUUAUCUUUAAGUUGUGUAACUUGUAAUCUUUAACGGUUUUAUGGCUUUAUUGACACAAAAAUUACAAUGAACUUUUUUCACAAAUUAAAAAAACACUUGAUCGUAGGAUUUUAAAUUUUGACGAAUCAAAAAAAAAUUUUUUGUUUGAUGUAAUGGUGAUAAUCUCCACGUGUUCGUUUGGUUGCACGAGAUGGCCUUUAGUAUUUAGCAGAUACACAUUUAGUAGUCCUCAGGUUAAUAUUACACUUUUAAGAUUUAAAAUGCACCUGUAUUUUAUUUGAUCUGAUUUUUCUCAAAGUCCCAAUCCCAAACUUUAAAUUUUUUGUUAGUUUUAAGUUUUUAACUUGGUUCAGUCUGAUUGCAGAGGUUGAUUAUUACAAAACUGAAUGAAGUGCAAUUGUAGAAGAUGGAUGCAGAUUAAUGAAAGCAUCUUUAAGAUCAUUCAUGUGAGCCACUUAUGUUUUUUUACAGACAUGUAACUGCUGUAACAUCAUGUUAUAAAACAUUGUUCUGAGUCUGAUCUACUGUGUACAAGACACUGCACAACAUUUUAAGGGAAAACCCUUAUGACCGACACUUAUUGCCUCAAUAGAAAAGUGAAUUAAAGUAUAUUAACAUGACACAAGUGCUUUUAAAAUGACCAUUGUUAACUGCCGACUGUGUUUUCUGGGUCAAAGGUUUUGUGAUGUCUACCACUAAUUCACAACUUUGACAAAAAGACAUGAAAGAGGGAAAAUACUGUGUAACGUAAAUAAAAAACAGCUAGGCACAAAGUUCUUACGUAUUCAGAAUGCAUUUGGUAUUUUGAUAUUCAUUGGCUAAUUAAACACAACCCUCUUUGGUUGACCUCAAUACAUAAAUAUCCUGAUAUGCUUUAAUGUUUUCAUGAAUGUGAUGAUGUGUAUAUAAUGGAUUGUAAAUUGACACUAAAGGCCUUUAAUAUUAGAGACACGAGUUGUUGUAGUUGUAGGUCUCUGAAGAUGGUGUUUUGAAAGAGACUUGUUUUAAAUAUCAUUACACCCGAGAGUCUUUUGUACAGCACAGUUAUUUUUCUUCUUCCAUCAGCUCAUCUAUUUAUGUCAUCUGUAUGUACGAUAUCCACCGUGUGAUCAUGGCAGUGUUUGAUUCUUUUAAUGUUAUCGGUUAUGUUUAAGUGUUCGGCUCAUGCUGUUUGAAGAGUUUGGGAGCCUGUGUGCAUUUGCAAAGGUAUGCAAAUAAAAGUUUGUCUGGUUUAAAUAAAAAAUUUAAGUAAAAAAUUCUUGAACAUUCAAAGAUAGGAUGAGUGGAUUUAUAGACAUAGAGUUUCCCAACUCUUCAACAGAACCUAAAAACUUUGCACAGAUUUGUUUGUAAAAAAUUUCCCUUGGUUGAGUGUUUGUGACAAAUGUUGGUUUCAUAUGAAUUGAAUGUAACUAGUUUUCAUAUCAAAUCUUCACCCUGGGUCUGACUGCAAAUAAAAGGAAAAUGACUGUA
Molecule: messenger RNA, 3591 nt
Organism: Misgurnus anguillicaudatus (oriental weatherfish)
Lineage: Eukaryota; Metazoa; Chordata; Actinopteri; Cypriniformes; Cobitidae
Gene: ap1ar
Product: adaptor related protein complex 1 associated regulatory protein
Biological process (GO): negative regulation of substrate adhesion-dependent cell spreading; negative regulation of cell motility; regulation of Arp2/3 complex-mediated actin nucleation
Cellular component (GO): endosome
Molecular function (GO): kinesin binding; AP-1 adaptor complex binding
Source: RefSeq, a predicted model, not a curated record